UUUCUUCGAGCUAUCAUCCAGCAUUUCAUCUAAAACGUAAUGACUCUGUUCUUCAUAUAUACUUUCAAGGCUAAAGUUAGCUUAAGUUGUUUCUCUUGCCUACAGUAUAUUUUCAAAUUCUUAGUCUCCCCUCCACUCCACUAGUCAACUAAGCCGUGAAGCUGUCAACACAUGGCAGUUAGGGGGUGAACUCUUCUAAGGAUAUAACACAUUUUCAGGGAUUGUUAAAAUUUACAUGCAAAAUUGCCAUUUAUUCCCUUUGCGGGUUCAAAUAUAUUCACUGAAGAAGCAGUGUGACACGGGUACAUGAAACUUUCUAUUGUCUUCGAGCUUAGUGUCAUCGUCAGAGUUUUGGCGCGCCUGUUUCCAGCUGAGAGGACACAGUCAUCAUUACAGGAAUGAGAGAGCAUGGAGAGCUGCACACACGUUUUCCAGAUCUCUGGUAUCAAAAAUCGUGACAAGAAGAAAGCUGUAGUCCAGGGAAUCCUGCAGCUGGGUGGAAAAUACAUAGGUGGCUCUGUGUAUAAGUGUGCCAGCACCCAUCUCAUUAUUCCUCAGGUUUUGUCCAGUGAGAAGUUUUUGGCUGCCUGUGCUGCAGGAAAGUGGGUUGUGACUCCAAACUAUGUGCUGGACAGUGUUAAGAAUGGCUCCUGGCUGGCAGAGGAGCCCUAUGAAAUUUCCAUUUCCACUGGCUCCACAUCAGAUUUCUACCCCGUCAGACAGUGGAGGGAAAAGGUGACCAGUGGGAGGCUCACAGGGGCCUUCCAGGGCUGGAAGGUCCUCCUUAUGGUCCAAGAGCCCACCCGCUGGGCCAUGUUCAAACGGCUGCUGAGAGCAGGCAAGGCUAAGGUAUACCACUGCCCUCUUCCUUCUAAUGCCUCUGUUACUCAUGUUAUGGCAAAACCAGUCACAGAGGAUUCAAAAUCCCACAACGCUCCUUGCUAUCCAGUAAGCUUCAUUGUUCAGCACCUCUUUGGGAGGAAUUGUAUGGACAUAUACAACUUGCAGGAUGAGCUUCCAGUUGAGAUUAGGAAAGCCAGCUUUGUUGAUGCAGACUUUUCUAGGCUGGAAGUGGAGCUUAGAGAGUAUGUUCUCAAACAGGAGGGCUGGCCGAGGCUGUGCUUCCUUGAAUUUCUAGGUUACAAUGACCCACACCGUCCGCAAUCCCAGGCUACUGAAACAGACUUCACUAAUGUUGGUAGUAUGAUAGAGUGCGGGCUCUUCAUUGAAGCUCUGGACUCGAUCAGGAGUGCUGUAUACCCCGGCCUGCUGCCACCAGCUGCUUACCUGGUCUCCCUUGUAGAGUAUGCACAGCAGGGGAGUGCCACUUCUGUCUUCCUGAGAAAUUUCCAGCAGGUCAUGAAUAACCUGCUUGUCACCAACCCUCCCUGGUUGGCUCCCAGCUCAGCCAAGAAAUACUUUGCCCAAGUGCUGCAGUGCCCUCGGUGUAAGACAGGCAUGUGGCCUUUUCUUGAGACAGCCAUCAGUUACUGUCUCUCCGGUGAGGCCACCUGUCACCAGCUCCCAGGACCUGCCCUGCCGACAUUGUUACAUUUCCACAGUGACAUCCUGGCUUUGGUCCUGAAGCUCUUUCAAGGAGAGCUCCACUCUAUCACCAAGGGGGAUUUUGUCCUGUCCGAGGAGACUGGACUCUCUCCGUCAUCAUCUUCAGGAUCUUUGCUGUAUGGAACCUUUUGGACUGUCUGGGAGCGCUCCACACUGUUGUCCCGAUCUGUGAAACAACUCUUACAACACUUGAUCCAAGCUGCAAAUGAGGGCCACACUGUAAGGGAUAGGAGGCAGGAGCCACGCAUUUUGCAAACCCUACUGGACUUCCUGUCUGUGUUGGUGGAGUUCUGGUGUAAGCAGAACUUCAAACUGAAUCAGAAGUUGGUGGAAAAAGGACUGAGGGACCUCACCGAGCAUUUUGCUGUAAUCAGCCAGGGUUUGUCUCCAAUGAUUCUCCCAGAUCUGGUUAGCAGGACCCACUCUACAAGACUGAAGUUAUUGAUUGCUGAUGCCAUUUUCAGGGAUCUUUGCACUAGAAAUGGAUUCACAGUUGGAGAUGAUCCCCUUUCUCUAAAGAAAAUGAUGAUCUCCUACCUGCCUGCCCUGGGGAGUUUAGCUAAGAGUCCCACUGAUGCUCGAAUCGGGACUGGACCAACGAGCCAGGGGAUGAGCUGCAGUACUGAGAGCUCUGUGGGGAAAGAAACAAACCCAGAGAAAGAGAACAUCCCCAGAGGUUUACACAGAGUCAACGCAGCAGGAGAGACCCUCCUCCACAGAGCUUGCAAGAGGAACCAAGUGGAAACAGUGCUUCAGAUCCUGGCGCUUCCUGGCACGGACGUCAACGUUAAAGAUUAUGCGGGCUGGACACCUCUGCACGAAGCGUGCAACCACGGCAGCACAGCCUGCGUGGAGGCUCUGCUACGUCACCGCCCCACCCCUGUGCUCAAUAGCCAGGUGGGCGGUGUCAGCCCAGUGCAUGAUGCUCUGCUAAAUGGACACAUGGACAUCGCUAAAAUGCUGCUGGAGCACGCAGGCUCAGUUCUCCUGCAGCAGACUGACGGAGACGGACGGACCGCUCUGGAUCUGGUCUUUUCUUUAAACCAGAGAGAAGAGCUCCUCCACAGCGCGCAGAUCGGCGACGCCUCUUUGAGGAACGAAGCAACUGAGGUCCUGAACCUGCCUCUCCUGGAGGCCGGAUCCUCUCUCCUGGCCCAACUCAUUAUCUCCUACCAGAGAGAGAGGGGCCUGCAGGGUCGAGCACAGCCUGACGACAAACCUUACAGCCUGGGCUGCAGGCUGCUCAGGGCCCUGAAGGAACACUCCCUCCAGAGGGUGACUGCUGGGUGGAGUGACCAGCGGGCGGUGAGGCUGGUGGAGGAUGCCGAGGCACUGUUAGAGCUCUGCAGAGGGAGGUACCUGGGGCAGAUGUGUAGAGCAGUGAUAGAGUGUAAAGGAGAGAAUACACUGUUUCUAAUGGCCAUACUGAAGGACCUGAAGUCACAGGGAGAGGCGCUACAUGCUGACCUUUAACACAGAGAAAAGGACAAACUACUGAAAAAGAUGUGAAUGUAAAACCUUUGCUUUACAUGUUAAGGAGAGGCAUCUGUGUGGGUAAUAUGAUAACAUUGCUUUAAAUGCUACAGGCAAUAAUCCUCAUAUGGCCUUCUGUGGUUGUUAAACUACAGAGUUAUGUGUUUUUUCCAGUUUCCCCAUUCAGAUAAAUGGGUACGCAUGUUUGUAAAGUUAACUGUGUUCAUCUCUAUAGAGAAACUUUGUUUGAUACAACAGUGUGGUCUGAACAUUUUUUAAUUCUAUGGCUGGAAGUCCCUACAUUAAAUGUUUAUAUCGAGUUUUAGUUGUUUUUUAGAACACUGACAUUUCUAUGUAGUUACUACCUCAAGUUUUUGAUCAGCUAAAUGUUUGGACGUUUUUUCACUUGUUCAUUAAUUGUAUUACAAUAAAUGACAUACCUGA
Messenger RNA from Cheilinus undulatus (humphead wrasse), 3483 nucleotides. RefSeq names its product SMC5-SMC6 complex localization factor 1 (gene slf1). Bases 409 to 3039 code for a protein of 876 amino acids. Lineage: Eukaryota; Metazoa; Chordata; Actinopteri; Labriformes; Labridae. Gene Ontology annotation, molecular function: protein binding. The transcript has 18 exons. Gene Ontology annotation, biological process: positive regulation of double-strand break repair. The record is from RefSeq and is a predicted model, not a curated record.